UUUGUGCUCUGGUGAGCAAAAAAAUCUCUGCCUACCUUAAAAUGUUCUCUUUUUGUUUGGGGACGGGGGAUAUGAUCAUUACCUAAACCAUACAAUUUUUCUAUUUCACCUAAGUAUCAUAUAUCAAUAACAAUCAGGUUUGUAAUCGCCAACAAACUGCAGUCAAGCAUUUAUUACAUGAAAGGAAGUAUAUUACACCCCUAAACUUGUGUAAAUUUGUUAAAUCUAGUUCAGUCGCUAAAAAAUAUUGACAGUGUUUGGAAAUUUAUACAUAGUAAAACAGAGAAACAUGGCUGUCCCUGGUAAAAAAGCAUCAAAGAAAUUAUCUUCAACUCUGUCUCGAGGUUCUGAAGAAGAUUUUGAAGUUUUCUGUCAGCCAUGUGACAGAGAUGACCUCAGACUACCUGCCGCUGGGUACUGUGUAGAUUGUGAAGAGCACCUGUGUGACUCGUGCUUUAACACCCACAGAAGACCAAAACCACUUCGACAUCAUAAACUCCUAGAUAAAGACAACAUGCCACACACACAAAAUCUUUCUACAAUGUGUAGUUCUACUACCGUUGGACAGCCAGAUGAUCUAACAUCUCCUUGCUCUAAACACAAAAAGGAAACGAUCAAGUUCUACUGCCAUGACCAUAAAGCACUUCUAUGCAGUGUAUGUGUGACCCUUGACCAUCCCUGUACAUCCUGCCAGGUCAACUACAUACCCGAUAUAUCACGACACACCAUCGACAGCACUGAGUUCAAAGACACUCUUAAAGAGCUUGACAAAAUAACUAAGAAAUGUCAGAAGAUUACAGCAGAUCUAAGGCAAAUGGUUGCAAAAUCAAAUACUUCUUUGACAGAUGUUCUUGCAGAAAUAGCAAAGUUCAGGAAAGAGAUCAACCAAAGAUUAGAUGAACUUGAAAAGGAAGCUUCAGAUGCAGCAAAUGCUCUAAAACAAGAGAAUGACACCAAGUUGAAAACUACAGAAGAAACAUGUGAUAAUGUCAGUAAAUCUCUUAAAGCCUCCUCUGAUAUGAUAAAACAACUCAACACAACCAAGAAAGCAGACAGACUUUUCACAGAGCUUAAAAAUGCUGACCAAUUAAUCCGAGAUUGUGAAAAGAGAAUGUCACAAGUAAAAACCACAGGAAUUACAAAAGAAUAUACAUUUGAUCCAAGUGAAGCCAUUCAAACAUUUCUUCAAAAUGAGAAGUCACUUGGUACUUUAAAUGCUAAAACACUAGAACAGCCAAGUCCUUCUUCAACUCCAGAUUCAAAAUCAAGAACUGUUUCAAAUCAUAAAAACAUCUGUGUUAAGACAUCAUCAGAUAAAAAAGAUUGUUACAUAACGGGAAUUGCAGCCUCUUUCCCAAACCAAGUAUUUCUAGUAGAUAACACAAAUUACACAAUUAAAAUGGUAGACAUCAAUAGUCAAUCUAUUCAAAAUCUGAGCCUAGAUUCAUGGCCCUAUCAUGUCAUUCCUACCACCAGAGAUGAACUUGCUGUCACACUACCAAGUAACAACACAAUACAGUUGAUGUCCUACUCUUCAAACAGACUCUCUAAGAAAAACACACUUGAAGUAGAUGGAAGGUGUUAUGGUAUCAGUUAUUGUCAGGGAAAACUUGCAGUAACAUUUAUUGGUCCUGCAAAACUCCAAAUCAUGGAUUUAAAAGGCACUGUACUAACAACAGUCAUAGCAAACUCAAAUGGGGAAAACAUUUUCGGAAGACCAGAAUAUGUCACUAGCAGCAGCAAGUCUAUCUAUGUAUCUGACCGAGGCAUGUUUGCAGUUAUCUGGUUAAACUGGCAAGGAGAACUGAUGGGUAGUUAUGGAGGGAUGGGAUUUCCACAAGGUAUUGCCAUGUCAGAUGAUGGAUCAUUUUAUGUGAGUGAUAUACAAAAAGGCCAAUGUAACAUACUCAAUGUAACUGGUGACUGUAAAGAGAGUACAACUGUUCUGAAGGAUUUAGAUCAUCCAAGGGCUAUUUACUGGUGUGAUACUACCAAAACAUUUUAUGUCAGUAACUACAGUGAUGACGAAAAAGAAAGAAACAUCAUUAAAAUCUUUAAGAUGUCAUAACACAGAGAACUGAUUUUAUUCUGAUAUAGAAUCAAAGUGCAAACAACAUCAAAAUAAUGUAAACAUUAUUUUAAAUAAUCUUCAUACAUUUGUACUCUUAAUAAAAUUGCUCAUGAAACAAAAAAGCUUCCACCAGAUUCACCAGACAC
Messenger RNA from Mercenaria mercenaria, 2217 nucleotides. RefSeq names its product transcription intermediary factor 1-alpha-like. Lineage: Eukaryota; Metazoa; Mollusca; Bivalvia; Venerida; Veneridae. The transcript has 2 exons. Gene Ontology annotation, molecular function: zinc ion binding; ubiquitin-protein transferase activity. Gene Ontology annotation, cellular component: nucleoplasm; chromatin. Bases 290 to 2068 code for a protein of 592 amino acids. Gene Ontology annotation, biological process: positive regulation of DNA-templated transcription. The record is from RefSeq and is a predicted model, not a curated record.